AGGAAACACCCGAACAUGUGGAAUCCCAAUGCCGGGCAUCAAGGGCCAUAUCCACACCCGCCUAAUGUCGGGUACCCUGGAGGUUGCAAUCCUGCCCAUCCACCACCGGCCAACCCUGUCUGUCCUCCAGGCCCCUUUCCGACUCCCCCAGGAGCACCCCAGGGGAAUCCAGCCUUUCCCCCUUGUGGGCCCUGUUAUCCUGUGCCACAACCAGGGUAUCCAGGAUGCCAGCCCUCAGGUCCCUACCCCCCUCCAUACCCACCACCUGCCCCUGGCAUGCGUCCUGUAAAUCCAUUGACUCCUGGCAUGGUAGGACCAGGAAUAGUGAUUGACAAGAAGAUGCAGAAGAAAAUGAAGAAAGCUCAUAAAAAGAAGCAGAAACACCACAAGCAUGGCAAGCAUUCCUCCUCCUCCUCCUCCUCCUCCUCUUCCAGCAGUGACUCUGAUUGAAUACAGGGCCUGGACCCUUCCCUCAAGUCUCUCCAGUUCUGCUCUCCCAUCAAGCUUCAGAUGCCAUCUUGUACUGGGGGAAAUAUAGCCCCCGUGUCCCUCUCCCGCCGCCACCCCUGCAAUCUAAGCCUCACUCUGCUGAUAAACCCUAACUGGCUAGGGAAAAUGAGAAAAGAAUUGCCAUCAGCUAACAAAGGCCAUCUUUUCACUGCUUGGAUAGAACUUUUAGCUGAUGGGUUUUGCAGGAGAACUAUUUUUUGAAGAUGGAGAUUUGAACUAAAUGCUGAAGACAAGUCUAAGAUCUGUAACAUGUGAUUUUUUACUUUGUUUUUUAAUACUUAUGAUUGGGGAGAUGCUGUGGAAAUUUAGUUAUGGAAAGAAAAAAGUGACCUGUACCUUUCUUGUAAUUGUGGCACGCUUGGGUGAUUUAGUGACAAAUAAACAUUUCCCAGCAGGCCUUUUAUUGAUUGCACUCCCUGCAAGGCUGCUGGGAAAUGGAGUCCAUUUGGUUGAUGAGCUCUGACUGCCAUUUUGGAAACUAAUCUCUGCUCCUUAGCUUAGUAUGCUAUCUCAGGUCUUCCUCUCACUCUCCAACUCUCAAAAUAAAGCUGUUUCU
Hippopotamus amphibius kiboko is the source of this 1066-nucleotide messenger RNA. RefSeq names its product proline-rich protein 13-like. Lineage: Eukaryota; Metazoa; Chordata; Mammalia; Artiodactyla; Hippopotamidae. Gene Ontology annotation, cellular component: nucleoplasm. Bases 16 to 450 code for a protein of 144 amino acids. The transcript has a single exon. The record is from RefSeq and is a predicted model, not a curated record.